This is a messenger RNA of Lactuca saligna, 1911 nucleotides long. NCBI's taxonomy places the organism in Eukaryota, Viridiplantae, Streptophyta, Magnoliopsida, Asterales, Asteraceae. The record is from the annotation of a GenBank genome assembly.
AUGGUGGUAGUUGUACCUAGCUCUUUAAUAGCAAGAUACCUAGAAAGAGGUAUGCAAGACCGCUUAUAUUCUAUAAAUCAUUUUAAACUCAAUUCCACUCCCGAUGACUUCCCCAAGUAUGAAGGAUACAACUUUGUUGAUGAUCAAUAUGUCAUAAUUGUCAACGAAGCUACACGAUUUACUCUACUUGAGCCGGUCAUUGAAAAUCAUUUUCCGACUUAUCCAUUGGUUGAGUCUAUUGAAUAUCUGAUGAGAAAUCCACGUCAACGAAAUCUGAUCGAUGUUGUUGGCAAAGUUAUUGAUGGACGUCUUUUACACCAUGAUUGUGCGAUUGAUUUACUUCUUCAAGAUCAAUCUGGCUAUGUAAUUCAGUUGAUUUUGAAUGAUGGUCCUAAAGCCUUACCUUUUAAACUCGCACGAUCAAUUCAAGAGAAAUGGAUCAUAUAUGUAUCUCGUGUUAAAUAUCGAAGCCGAGGGGGGAUGAACUUUUUGGAUUCUACAUCCAUUUCGAGGGUUGCAUUUGAACCGUGUGAAAUGAGGAUCCAAGAUAGUGAAAAUGAAAAUGGAGAUUUGACGCAAAUUUCUUUAGAUAUUGAAAAAGAAAGAAGAAAACGAUACAACAAAGAAUAUUGGAAAACACGAUUUACGCAAAACAAAAAGCAAAAGGUUUUUAUUUGCGAGGAACCCCAAAGUAGUGCAGAAAAACGAAAAAAAGCUAAUCGCGAAUAUUAUGUACGAAUUAAGAGCAAACAACAAUUAGAAAAGGUACCAUUACAAAACUUGGAAAACCAAUGUAGUGGUGGAAUAAUGCUAUCCGCAAAUAACCAUUCAACCUCACAUGGUACUCGAGCCAAAGACAAAGAAAAUAUUAUGCCGCGUAGUAAGGAUAAAGCUGCUCAAAAUAGGAAAGAUACUAACAAAAAGUAUUAUGAACGCAACAAAGAAAAAAGGAGAAUGCUUGAAAGUGAUCACCAACAAAAAAACAAUGAAAGUAUAUUUGCUACUGCAGAGGUCAUUCACAAACAUCAUGUUAUAUGUGCUGAAGAAAACAACCAAAUAUAUUCGGGGUUAACACACGAAACAUUAGAUGAAGUUGGAGGUUCUAGCGAAGUCCAUGUCAAUCAAGUAAUUCCAGAUGACAUUCUUCUUGAGGAUCCAUACCAUUCUAUUUUCGAUAGUAUCCCUGAAGUACAUUCUAUUUUGGAAGGAAGUAAUAUAUGUGUUCAUUGUGGAGCCAAAUGGUUCAAACAUGAAUUCGCUACUUUUUGUUGCAUGAGUGGGAAAACAAAGUUGGCAUCUUCCCAAAUUCCUGAUGAGUUAUAUCGUCUUUUUACAUCAGAAGAGGAGUUAAGCAAAAUAUUUAGAGAUAAUAUACGUGCUUACAAUACAAAAUUUUCUUUCACAUCCAUGGGAGUAGAGUUGGAUGAUGAUUUGAGCAAUAUGAAAUCCGGAGUAUAUACAUUUCGUGCGAACGGAGCAAUAUAUCAUAGAAUUGAUCAGUUAGUACCGAGGGAUGGAUUACCUAGGUACUUACAAUUAUAUUUCUAUGAUUCUGAAACCGAUUUUACACAUAGACUUCAAUGGCCAAAUAUUGAUCGAAAGAUCAUUCAAGUGUUGGUGGGCAUUCUUUCAACAAACCCGUAUGCUACAACGUUUCGAAGCCUUCGUGAGCUAGGACCUCUCGAUAACUAUAGAGUUACUUUGAACGCAUCAGUGGAACUUGACCAGAGGGUAUACAAUCGGCCGACCACAUCUGAGGUUGCUGGUAUUUGGGUAGAAGCAAGGGAUGGGGUGUCCAUCAAUGAAGCUGUGGGUAAUGAAGAAAAUAUUGUGGAUGAUAUAGAAGGGGCUAAGUCAAAGAAGGGUAGGAAUACCGUAACAAUGCGGAGAAAGAUAAGAGUUCAAUGUUGA